Molecule: messenger RNA, 2023 nt
Organism: Magallana angulata
Lineage: Eukaryota; Metazoa; Mollusca; Bivalvia; Ostreida; Ostreidae
Product: ganglioside GM2 activator-like
Exons: 4
Coding region: 893-1510 (205 amino acids)
Biological process (GO): lipid transport; ganglioside catabolic process
Cellular component (GO): cytoplasmic side of plasma membrane
Molecular function (GO): lipid carrier activity; enzyme activator activity
Source: RefSeq, a predicted model, not a curated record
AGCGCAAACUGGGUAACUUGGGUUAUAUGCGACAAAAUCUGGUGUUUUCUCCAAGUGCACACAAAGUGGCAGAUAUAUCAGUAUGGGGCAAAAACUACAUACAAGGAAUUCGCGGGGGUAAAAGAAUAUGAUUUGUUUCAAUUAAAGGAAGACCAUUUAGCGAUAAAGGCGAAGAAAAAAAAAAUAAAACCCCACACCAAUCGAACAAAAAGAUGCUUCUUUCGAUCGUCUUUAGUGGCUUACGGUCAAUUACGCGCCUGAAUGGUAAGAAAAAAAAGUGAGCUCCGAUUUUUUCCUUUGAUUUAAUCUGUGGAAUAAAGGCCAAAAAGAAAGAGAAAACAAGAAGUGUAAUUAUCCCCGAUACUGGCCAAAAGUGAAGGCGGGAAUAGAGAGAAUGAGUAUUGGAGUACGCAAGGCAAUAGGCUUGGAAGUAUGACGUUUGGGUUGAACUAACCACGUGUGGGGUCUGUGUGGAGUUCUUAUACACAUUGGUAAAUAUUUGUUCGAAGAAAAACUAUGAAGAUUUUCAGUAUUCGUUGACAUCGGAGGUUAUCAGCAUCGGAGGGAAAUAUUACUUUUUGAAUAUAAAUAUUUUCAUAAAUCUUUUACAGAAAUAAUUUAUGGUUUACUUUAGAUAAGUACUUCAUGUCGAGGAGUGAGAUUUUUGGUACAGAUAUCAUGCUAUUCUAAAUGAUAUUUCUAGAAUUGUCAAACGAAAUGUCGCAUAUGUUCCAACGGAUCUCUUAGAAAGAGGAGAAGGAAAGAAUAAUUUUUGAAGGAUGUUUUCAAAAUGAACAAACACAGGAAUACGUGAAUGUUUGAUCAAUAUAGUGUUUGAAACGCCGUUAUUUUUUUUUUAUAUAAAAAUUUAUUUCAACAAAUCAAUUUCAAAAUGUGGGGAUGUGCCUGUGAUAUGAGAAAACUUGUCCUCUGUGUCUUGUUGGUACUAAAUACAUUUGUUCUUGCAAGGAGGAAAAGGAACGAACCAGAAUUCUGGUACAAUGACUGUGGGAGUGCAAACAGAUCCGUGAUAUUCAACAAUUUAUUGCUAUUCCCCACUCCGAUAAUCACACCAGGAACUUUAUACAUCAGCAUGAGCGGCAAUAUAACCCGGGACCUUCCCCGGAAGCUAUCCAUCCAGUUGACAGUGCAUAAAUACUGGAUUGGAAUUCCAUUUAUGCUACCAUGCUUUAAUAAUCAAAUUGGUUCGUGUUUAUAUGAAGAUAUUUGUGACAAUUUAGCCGCUUUUGAGCGGAGACGACGGUGUCCGAGAAUGCUGCGGGACUACAAAAUCCAAUGCUAUUGCCCAUUCCGUGCGGGGACCUUCAGUUUUAAAAACCUCGCAGUAAAUAUUCCAAAAAUAGGAGGAUUUGCGGGGGCUUUUGUAAAAGUAAGAGGUGAUUACGGCGUCAGUAUAAAGGUACUAGACGAAUUUAUGACAGAGCUCGGCUGUGUUGAAAUGAAACUUUCUCUGAAGAAACGACACAAAGGAUGGCUGUUCAGAAUAUAGAGCUAUUCAGCUAGUGAAAUGUGAUAUUAUUUCAUAGAUACGGGUGCUAUCGGAGAAAACUAACGUGAAAUCCAUAAUUAUAGAAUAACUCUGUGUCAACUAUUUGUCGCUUCGUUCCUUCUUCUGCUUUAAGUGCGUUUUGUCGGUAAAUUGAAAAUUUUAGUGAUGAUGCUGCUGAUGCGCAUGCGCUUUGAAUUGGGCCAUGUUUUUGUUUGUAAAGUGUUCAUUUUCAACGGGUAUAGGCAAGAAUUGGAUUUUAUGUUUGUACCGUUCAGAAAUGACGUCACCAUAAAGUUGUAUCAUUUGGCAUCAUUUUUCAAACAUACUUAAAUAUAUAGUGUCAGUAGAUUCCGUUGUGAUAUGUUAUGUAGACUACCUCUGUUUGGUUCACUUUUGUUUUGCAAAGCCUUCAUCUGAAACAUUGCUAAAUAUAUAUGUACAGAUUCAGUCAUUUAAUUAUUGUCCAUUUAUGAAUGUAAACAUUUUGAAAAGUAAAUAAAAUUUGUUUUUAUA